UGUCUGUCUGUCUCUCUCUCUCUCUCUUUGUCUGUCUCUGUCUCUCUCUUUCUCUGUCUCUCUCUUUCAUUCUCCCCAGGUGUGGUCGUUCAACCUGUGGCUCCUACGACAAGUCCGCAACAUCUGGUCAUCUACUGAGCCGGCUUGUUCUGUGUGCCGGAUAUCCCCGUGCGCCGGAAACGUAACAGCCGUGACGCCAGGGGAAUGAAAGUAUCGUCCACAGAUGGGGCUGUGAGCGGCGGUGUCCUGGCUGGGGUCACCAGUUUCUCGCCACAGUUCAGCCAGUGUCACCCGCGUCCAGUGAGGUGACGCUUGACUCGAGUUGGUGUCUUUCUCGCGGUCGUCGACGCCUCUAUUUGGUGUCGUUCUCGCGGUCCUUGACGCCUCUAUUUGUUGUCGUUCUCGCGGUCGUCGACGCUUCUCUUGGGGUCGUCUGACCGAUGACACGACGACUUCGAAAGGUUCUCAUUACAAGUCCUGAGAAGGCUGGGGUGGAGAAGAUGAAGCUGGUGACGGGAGCUGGAGCCCGACCGCUGGUAGUGGUGUUGGCAGUGAUGGUGACAAUAGUGGAGAUGAAAGAUGCAGCCGCCCGCAUAUACAAUAGUGGUGCAGCAACCUGCUACACGGAGGUUGACCGAGGACUGAGGCUUCACAGUCACAGGGUGGACAAGUAUGUGUCUGUCAGUUCCCUCAAGGACUGCCAGAGGGCCUGCGACCUCGCCUUCUUCUCCUGCAUGUCCUUCUCCUACAGUGACUACCCCACUCGUGAGAGGGAGAACUGCCUUCUCUCCCGCGAAGACUCCAGGACCCUCAGCCUCAGGAAUCAAAGAGAUUUCUACCACGAUAUCGACUUCGUCUUCUACGAGCGAUCGUCCGGACGAAACUGUCUUGGCGCCAACUAUGGCAGCAACUAUGGUGUCAACUACGGCAGUAACUACGGCGCCAACUACGGCAGUAACUAUGGUGCCAACUACUUCGGCUACAAUCGUGGAAGCUGUUACGAGCUGGCCAAGACGCGGGAGAGAAUUGACCGUCGGUUCAUCAUUAGAGGGAAGGUGCUCCGGACCCGGGACAGGAGGGAGUGUGAGACGGAGUGUGACAGAGAGACGCUCUGUCUAGGCUUCAAUUACAGGUUCAAGAGGCAGGGAUACGAACAGUACAGAGACAACUGUGAACUCAGCACCCAGGGCGCCAGCAACUCCCAUGACUUCACCCGGGACGAGGAUUUUGACUUCUACGCCAAGAGCAGGAGCGGCCGCAAUUGCUAUUACAGUGGCGGUGAAAGUGGCGGCAGUGGUGGAAGCUGGGGAGGCGGCAGUGGAGGUUGGGGCGGCGGCGGACUCAGCAGUGGUCUUACUGACAGCAGGAAUGAGUGCUUCCGGUUGGUGGUGACGGAGUCGGCGCUCGAGGGAAGAGUCGUUCGGGACAGCUUCACGGUGGCUGAUAUCCAGGAAUGUGAGCGGGAAUGUGCGCGAUCUAGACGCUACAUGUGCAAGUCCUUCUCCUUUAGGUAUUACCGUGGCUCAAUGAAGAACAAGAACUGUUUCCUGAGUGACCAGGAGCACCGAGACCUCUCCUCCUACAACCUGGUGAAGGAGAGAGAGUCAGACUUCUACGAGCGACGCCUCUACGACAGGGAGUGCGCUGUGGACGAGCUCGAGUAUGAGGACCAGUACCCCCCUGGUGAAGGCAAGGCGGUGGUAACGGGAAUCCGUUGCUACCGCGACCACUGCCGGGAGGACCGAAAAGCCGGGUAUUUCUUCUGUGAAACGGACCACACGGGUGCCUGGGACUACUGCUGCAGACCCCGUGCUCGAUGUGGCUACUCUGAGGACUACCCAAUUCCAUGGUGCUAUGUAGGUCGAGUGGGUCACAAUCAGUGGCGGCCGUGUAACGACAAGGGCAGGGAACGAGACUACCUACACGAAGACCCUCACCCAGAAGCCGACCAAAACCUCACCACACAGAUGCCUAUGACCACUCCCUAUAUCGAAGUCGUUGACCUCAACAACUAAUAGAUAUGUUCAUCUCUACAGCCCUUUCCUGAUAUCAAUUUCGAAGAGGUUUAGUGAUAGCUGGCAAGAUUUCACCUUUGCUCAUAUCACAUGCUUUUGAUUGGCAAAAGUGUCAAAUUAAGCAUUUUGUUUCUGGUUCUUGGUAAAGGUACUAAACAGGUGAUAAAGGGGGGAGUUAUCAGGGGAAAAGCACCAAGCCAUUACGACUAUAUAGCACUGGGAAGGGGUCAGGAUAAGGAUUUGGGAAGGGACGGGGGAAAGGAAUGGUGCCCAACCACUCGGGUCGGGGAUUGAACGCAGACCUAAACAGGUGAUAAGACAUCACCAACGUCUGUUCUCCAGUUACAUUAUGUUUGCAGGUUGGCAGCUUAAUUACUUUAUUUCUUCCUAUCAAUCACUAGAACAAAAUAGUUCCCGUAGCUGGUUUCAACGUUUGGGAAGAAAUUGAAAUCUAAUCGCGAGUCUUGUUUUGGUACGAAUAUGAUCAGAACUGACCCAAGACGUUGUCCGGUGCAGGUAUGGUCCAGCGAGAAUGUCUCACACCGGUAUAAGUCCUUGAGAAUUUGUUUGAAGCAUCAGUAUUGAUCCAAGAGGCUGUUUUCAGACCUUCCCGCCAAACACACACCGAAACUACGACGUUGGUACAGCGUUCGAGCAAGUCUUAACACUUCCUAACCAGUUAUAACAACCAAUAUAGCAAGUUGUAACAACGUUCUAAUACGUCAUAAACACGUUAAGCCAAGAUGUAACAACUUUAUUUCAAGUUGUAACAAGCGGAAAAUAGAGACAGUUUCGGUUUGUGUUUCCAGGGCUUCAGUAUCGACCCAAGAGGCUGUCGAUACUGAAGGUCUGAAGGUCUGAAAAUGUUCUAUUUUUGGAGGCAUUUGUAAGGCAAUUUUUUUUUACCGCAUUUUUAAAAUGUUUUGAUAGGAUUUUUAAGACUGUAUUGAUGGCAUUUUUAAAACUGUUUUUUGAUGGCAUUUUUAAGACACUGAAAACCCCAAAACGAUCGCGGUAUUAAUAGACAUAAGGACAGUAUUUUAUGUUCCUUUCGAAACGAUAAUCUCAGCCCGUUUUCUCAAUUUUCCGCUACGUAAAAAAUACAACUAUUUUGACAAACCAGAAACGUGCGAACCCAAACAACCCCCCUAACCCCGUCGAGACCGAUAUACUGAAUACGCCAAUAUUUCAUAUAUUAAUUUUGACUAAUACAUCACAUUCUAAACCGCUUGGUCAACUCCGUAACAAAAUGCGACGUAUUACGCGAGAGACGACAUGUGCUGGUUGUGUCGGGGUCUGUUAAACGGGUCAACGACAUUCCUGUUAAACAGUAUUGACCCGUUUCUCGCCCGCAUCUUCACGCCAUUUGCCACUCCGUAAUAAAUACGACUGUUUAGCGUUACCAUAUCAACGCACGCACUAACGCAGCCAACUAAACUUGUCGAGGGGCUGAUGGGUUGAAAGCGUUAAUAUUGCUGAGGUUUGAUUUGUGCUAACACGUCCGUUUUUUGACGGAUUGGUCGAUUCCGUAAGAAAAUGGGACGUCUUGGGAGGGAAACCGGUUGUUUGCGCACACCUUCCAGCCUCGGUUCCUCUUACACUGUUGCCAUCGUCGGCAUUAAUUCUCUCUCACAUUGUUGCCAUUCUAGGCGUCAAUCCUCUCUCACUGUUGCCAUCGUCGGCGUUAAUUCUCUCUCACUGUUGCCAUCGUCGGCGUUAAUUCUCUCUCACUGUUGCCAUCGUCGGCGUUAAUUCUCUCGCACUGUUGCCAUUCUAGGCGUUAAUUCUCUCUCAGUGUUGCCAUACUAGGCGUCAAUCCUCUCACACUGGUGCCAUUGUAGGCGUUAAUCCUCUCUUACUGUUGCCAUUCUAGGCGUCAAUCCUCUAUCACUGUUGCCAUUCUAGGCGUCAAUCCUCUAUUACUGUUGCCAUUCUAGGCGUCAAUCCUCUAUUACUGUUGCCAUUCUAGGCGUCAAUCCUCUAUUACUGUUGCCAUUCUAGGCGUCAAUCCUCUAUUACUGUUGCCAUUCUAGGCGUCAAUCCUCUAUUACUGUUGCCAUUCUAGGCGUCAAUCCUCUAUUACUGUUGCCAUUCUAGGCGUCAAUCCUCUAUUACUGUUGCCAUUCUAGGCGUCAAUCCUCUAUUACUGUUGCCAUUCUAGGCGUCAAUCCUCACCUAAACCUCAAAUUCAGACGUACAAAUAUAUGUGUUAAUUAUCUCGUGAAGAACACCAGACGUUUUAAUUAAACAUUUUAUACGUUAAUGUUUCCUCUACAAAAGCUGGACGAGUCUUGUACAACAGCACGAGAUGCAACACGGCUUUUGUAAUUAUAUAUAAUCUCUUUAAUUCUUGACGACGGAAUAGGAACAAUUUAAAUUGGAUAAUCUCUGUAGAUUCUCGGUGAGUAAAUGGAAACCAGGGGCCAGAUUCACGAAGGAGUUACGCCAGCACUUACGAACCUGUACAUCUUUUCUCAAUCUUUGGCGGCUUUGUUUACAAUUAUUAAAGAGUUAAUGAGCUCCGAAGCAC
This is a messenger RNA of Procambarus clarkii (red swamp crayfish), 4545 nucleotides long. RefSeq lists its product as uncharacterized. The record is from RefSeq and is a predicted model, not a curated record. NCBI's taxonomy places the organism in Eukaryota, Metazoa, Arthropoda, Malacostraca, Decapoda, Cambaridae.